CUCGUGGCCGCCGCGUCCGCCGUAGCCGCGGUUGAAGUACCUCAGUGGAGGCGGGGAUAGAAGUCUUGUCGAUGGCCCCACUUCCAGGGGCCGAGCUGGUCCAGAGGCCACUGCAGCUCUACCGAUACCUGCUACGCUGUUGCCGGCAGCUGCCAACCAAGGGCAUUCAGGAGCAUUACAAGCAUGCUGUCCGGCAGAGUUUCCGAGUUCAUUCAGAUGAGGACAACCCUGAGAGGAUCCAGCAGAUUAUUAAACGAGCCAUUGAAGAUGCCGACUGGAUCCUGAACAAAUAUAAAAAACAAAACUGAGACUCCAGGGCCUAAAGAGUGACGCUGCCUUGGAGACACGGCCGUGGAGAGCCCUCGCUUUGCCUGGCGCUAACAGCAGCAGCAGUCUGGGGAUACCCACUGGCCUCGUUGGCUGGGAGCAGGAAAUCAGGGGUAGGAGAAGCUGACAUCUGCUCAGACGGUUCUUCUCUCGUCUUCUUGUGUCCCCAGCAUCCUUUAUGUUUGCUUUUCUAGCCAUUAUGAUGGGAAGUUUGGGGAGAAUGUGUUCUCACUUUGCUCUAAAAGUGAUUCAUUUACUCUGGACGUCAUUCUUUGAGACCUGGAGCUGGCGUCCCCUCAGAUGGCAGCCUGUACAGAGGACAGAGCAUGGGUUUUAGAACCAGACAGAGCUGGGUUUGAAUCCCAGCUUAGCAGCUUUUCAAGGGUGUUGGCUUCAAGCCCAGUUUCCUUCUUCGUGAGUAUUAAAUAAGAUAAAAUUGAAGAGCCUGACGCGGGACAUGGUAUGCAGGGGUGCUGGUAAAUGUCUGUCGGAGGAAGCCGUCCUCUGCCAUUGCCGCCAUGCUCUGCACAUCUCUCUAGUGCCAUCCACGUCUUAGUUCAUUGUGGGCUUGUCCUGUCCCUGCUUGUCACCCUGAGCCCUCACAGUUUCACCGAGCCCAGCAGUCUACCCAGCAGCUGCUCUUGCUGACACCACGCCUUCCUGCCCAGAGCAGCAGAAGCCCUGGUCCUUGCCUUCACUGAGUGUACAGUGUCCCAGAGCCAGUGGAACGCAGCCUGUGUGAAACAAGGAAGAACACCAGAGCAGCUGCGAGAAACGCCAGCGCUUUCAGGCUGCCACGAACUUGCAGUCUGUUUUGACCGGCUCUUCCCUACUUUGCCUCCAUCUUGGAAGAAAGGCAGGAGGAACAGCAGUCAUAUGAGUCCGAAAUCGGUGGAGAAAGCAGACCUGGGUCGCAUCCCAAUUCCACGCAAGUUGCUCUGGGUAACUUACCUCACCUCCUUCAGCCUGAGUUUCCCUGUCUCUCUAGGGGAGUGAUGACUGUACCUGCCUCAUUGGGUUGUGGCAAAGAGUCAUGAGCCCUAAAGUACCCAAGUGCUUCACCCAAACUCAGCCUGGGGAGCCAGAUGGGGAGACAGGAGCUCAGAGAGGCUGAGCCCAUUUUCAGGGUCACAAAGCUGCUAAGACAGGUCUGUCUAAAUCUGCCAAACACUACAGAUUUAGGAGAGCAAGGAGAGCAACAGGGAAAGAGGAUGGAGGUGGGAAGAGUGAAGGGAGAGAGGAAAGGAGGAGGAAGGGAGGAGGGAGAGCAGCAGGGAAUGUCGGGAUGACUGGCUGGAGUGGGCGGAGCAGCCAGAAGACACGGAGAGAAGCCACGUUGGGAUGUGAGUGACCCCCAAGGACUCCCAGCCAGAGGAUGAGCUAGCGUGCGUUUGUAUCCUCGCAGUCACGUGACUUAAAGUGACUCAGACACGUCUGUGUGCACUCAACUGAUCAGCUAAUAAUGAAGUAAAUACAUCAGUUUGUGAAAGCUCUUGUGUUUCCCUACCGUGUGCUGCCACACUAGCUGUUGAGGCCUAGAGGCUGGCAGAUGGAAAGCUGCCUGGGAAGGAUCAUUCUUCAGAGUCUCAAUUCAUUAACUGAAAUGACCAGUCUUAGGUAAAAAUAAAAUUUCAGAACUUGAAUUAAGGUUGAAGUAUCUCCCCUCUUCCAGUUUGGAUCUGCUGCAGUGGGAAACCUGCUGUCACAGAAGGGGGACAUGGGUGGGCUUUCUU
Camelus dromedarius (Arabian camel) is the source of this 2060-nucleotide messenger RNA. It is a transcript of the gene LYRM9, whose product is annotated as LYR motif containing 9. NCBI's taxonomy places the organism in Eukaryota, Metazoa, Chordata, Mammalia, Artiodactyla, Camelidae. Bases 72 to 308 code for a protein of 78 amino acids. The transcript is spliced from 4 exons. The record is from RefSeq and is a predicted model, not a curated record.